AUGGCCAGAGGUCAAACGGUACGGGGAUAUCCUGUGCUUCAUCCUAUUACCGGUCUUCCAUUCACUUUACCUCGCGGAAAUGGAAUCUCCGAAGUGACUGGGGGUCAUGCAAUGAUCAUACCUGUACAUCAUGGAGGACCUCCUACAACUAAGUCUACGCAUCACUCGGGUAUGCAAGAAGCAUCCCAUCUAUCAAACGGAAUAGUACGACAAGAUUCUACGCCAUUGAGUUCUCAUCACGUGCCUCAUCGUAACGGAAAAGUCCCAGCAAGGCCGAUUGAUUUUCAACUUCGUUCGAUGGAUCAAAAUCGGUUUCACGCCCAGUCACUUGACUCAUCAAGCCUUUCUAUCACAUCCCCGAGAAGUCCCGGCAGCAAACCUUUAAAUCCUAUGGCGCAAGUAUUCAAACCUGAAAACAUGCCCGACGAUUUGAGAUACCUCAGAGAAGAUAAUCACUGGUGGUAUCGGGAUGCGGAGUCAUCGAGCAGCUCGAGCCGUUCAACCGAAGAUGAGCUCAUCAGGCCAAAGAGCCACUCCCCCGCUAAAGUUUGGGAAGAUCCGAUGGAUCUUGAAUUCUACAAUUCCUUCCUGAGAAAAUCUGAAACGCCGCAAAUGAGAAUGGAUGACGGUCAACAACUCUCGGGCAAAAAAGAUCGCGUUGCUGAACCUUUAGAGAAGCCCAAUGUAGGCGAAGUCCUUCAAACUUACCUCAAUACCAAAGGGGAGAAAGAAUCGAUAGAUCCGGAAACUAUCAGUCUCAACCACUUGGACUUGGAACCUCAGAGUACGCCAAGUAGUCCUGGUAAACAAGAUAGCGUACAUGAAGCCCAAUCCAACAACAAGGAUAUAGAGGAAGAUUUGGCAACCGUCGAAGAAGGUCAAAAGAUACCGCCAAAGAAAAGGAACCCUGGUACGCGAAGAAGAAGAAGGCUGCGUGCUAAACAAUUGAAAGAGGCAGAAAAGUCAUCAAGCGAUAAGACUGAAGAACAUGUGAUGGACGACGUCGAACUCGAUCGACAAAAUGAGGUCGAGGAUGAUAUCAGACCUGAGUCUGAAAAGCAACCAAGUAUGAAAACCCACGUAGACUUCGAUAAAGAGAGGAAAGAUAUGGGAGAGAAAGAACCAAGGGUCUCAGUACCUCUCGUUCUUUCAGGAAGCGAUGAAGAAAAGGCCCGCCGUGUUGAUGCGCUUCCUAGAGUUCCGGAUCUCGAGAAAUUUUCAGAAGCGCUUCACCCAUCACCUUUGAGAAUCGAGAAGAUGCAUAGUCUUACUCCAGAUUCACUUCAAUCGAAAGAAAUUCCUGCAUCUGCGCAUCGAUUUGAGGAAACUGGACCGCUAACAACGGGUAAGCAGACCUAUGAAGAUGAUGAAAAAUCUGAAGUCGCACAGGAAAAAGCGUCACUUCAACCUUCUGUCCAUGAGAUUCAUGCGCCUCACACCUCGGUUGAUCACGAUGCUUUCAAAGACGAAAUUCCACCCACUGCCAAUGCGCACUCACUACCGAGUGAGCAUCAUGAUCAUUUUGCUGCCAAAAAACCUUUGUGGGGUGAUGAAGUGGAUGAUCUCAUUCCACUUGAAGCAACACCACCGACCCUGGAAUCUUUACCAGAAACAGAACAAGAAUGGCAAAGAGCUUGGGAUGAACUCAAAUAUCGAAUGAUUAAAAAUCGAAACGCUAAGCAAACUCGUGUUUCUCGAGCAAGGAAAGCACUUGGUACUUCGAAAGCCGUACAUACAGACCUGCCUCCGGCUCUGGCCGAUGGAAUCUCAGACAGUGAAAUUGAUUGGUCAAUCAUGUACUGCUGA
This is a messenger RNA of Melampsora larici-populina 98AG31, 1806 nucleotides long. RefSeq lists its product as uncharacterized. The coding region runs from base 1 to 1806 and encodes 601 amino acids. Lineage: Eukaryota; Fungi; Basidiomycota; Pucciniomycetes; Pucciniales; Melampsoraceae. The transcript has 5 exons. The record is from RefSeq and is a predicted model, not a curated record.